Alligator mississippiensis (American alligator) is the source of this 2290-nucleotide messenger RNA. It is a transcript of the gene SAMD3, whose product is annotated as sterile alpha motif domain containing 3. The record is from RefSeq and is a predicted model, not a curated record. The coding region runs from base 153 to 1718 and encodes 521 amino acids. NCBI's taxonomy places the organism in Eukaryota, Metazoa, Chordata, Crocodylia, Alligatoridae. The transcript has 10 exons. Gene Ontology annotation, molecular function: protein binding.
UUUACUCAGCACUUAUAAAUGUAACAUUUUGUGAUAGAAAUCUAGCUUUCUAUAGAGUUUUGGAGUUAAGCAUAAAUAUAAUCUGGACUCAAGCAUAAAAAUAAUCUUCUAAUAUCAUUCCACAGUGGAAUUUACUAUUGCAACAUCAGAAGAUGGAAAGUUGGUCAGUUGAUCAAGUCUGCAACUGGUUGAUUCAGAGAAAUUUAGGAGAAUUAGUUCCUAAAUUUCGUGAGGAAGAAGUGAGUGGAGCAGCUCUUUUGGCUCUGAAUGAUCGUAUGGUGCAGCAGCUAGUAAAGAAGAUUGGGCAUCAGGCAGUACUAAUGGAUAUGAUUAGCAAAUACCGCCAACGAAAUAAUGAAUUAGAAUCCCUUACUUACAGUUGUGACACAGUCCCUCCAACAUCUCCAGAAGCAAUCAGUGGGACUAAUGAUGUGCAAGUGUUCAAUCCCUUUGGUCCUACAGAGAAGACCCUUUAUUUUUCUCCAGCAGAAAAUAAAGAAGGAUUAAUUGACCGAAGAGUCUUAAAGCAUAAAAAAAAUAUGAAGCCUGUUUUUGCAAGAUAUAAGACACUGCAGUGGACAAAUUCAUACAUUUUGCCUGAGUUCCCUUAUGAUGUCAAAUGUAUAUUAGCAGAAAGAAAGUGCCCUGACCACAGCAUGCGAAUAAGGAUUAUUGAAUUUUUACAGGCAGACAUGACAAAAUACCUGGAAGGAUCACUAUAUCCAAACAGUCAGCAGUAUAACGUUGUUGUCAAUGCACUGCUACAGGCAUAUCCAUUUCUUGAUGAGGAUGGGAAUGGUUUUUUGCUAUGGAAACGAGCCCUUAAAGAUCGCUUCAAAUAUGUGCGGAGACCAAUUGAAGAUGAUGAGCAGGUUCUGAGGAACAAAUGCAAGUUUGGCCACAGGAGAGGACAGACUAGGAAGUCUGCUGCUGCUGAAAGCAGAUGUGAUGAAAUCCAAGUGGUACAGAUAAAGGAGGAACCUGCCUGUUUUGAAGGAAGUGAGAUGAAUGAACACACUAACUGGUUUAAGCAAGAAUAUGUGAAAACAGAGAGGAACUGGGAAGAAGUUGAUAAUAGGAUGAAUAUGACAUUAGGAAUACGAAGAAAGAUGAUUAAUAAUAAGGCACCUUUGAAAGAAAUUCUGCGCCUGUUUCCAUUUCUAAGGUGUCCUUAUCAGCUUUUUAGGGAGUUUCACCUCCUGACACACAUGGAUAUUUAUAAAAAAACAGUUGAGAUUUUGGAGAUGUAUUCUGAAAACAUAUUGUCUCUGUACUCGGUGAGGAAUAAUCCAAUUAAUGUUAUGCUGCAAGAAAAUCUGAAACAGCACAUGGAGGAAGACAUUCUGAAAUAUAUGAAAAUGACGGCCACUUGUUUACUGCUGCCAGACGCCUUUGGAGAUGACACCAGUCUGUUUGUUGCUGUGAAUGAGGAGGUGAAGGUCUCGACACCAGUGUUGGAAGUGAAAAACCCCUUCAAUGUUAAUACGUGUGAGUUUGCUUUGUAUGUGGAAAAAGAGAAACUGGCUCAGCUUGAUGAUUGUACAAUGGCACUGGCUGCUCUGCUGGCUGCGUUCCAUGUGUUUGACAUCCAGUGUCCAGAAAAGAUCCAUAACACACUUAACUUUCUAGAGUCACUGAUCUUUGAGGUGAGAUGUCCGCAGUCUUUCCCAGUGAAGGUAAAGAGAGAACUAGAAGAACUUGAAUGUCUGACCAUUUGAUAACAGAUGUGAUACUCGUCUCAGGGGAAUGCCUUUGGAGCACUGUCAAAAGAAAUCUUUGGUUGUGAAGAUAAGUCAGUGUAAUUCUUUCCAGUGGAAGUGUAUGAAUAUUUAUAAUACAGCUGUGUUUUUACAAUACCUGUUUUUUAUUGUAUGGGCUGCUGUUAUUUUUAAAAUUUAAAACCUGAGCAUUUUCAUUAUUUUUAAUGAAAAUUCUAGAGACAUUUUUGUGUUAGAAAAAUAGUUUUAUAGUUCACUGUAACUGCAUUAUUUUUCUGAUAGAGCUUUUUUACUCCAUUUGGAUCAAGUUUUGAUUAAGUUAAAGGUAAGAAACUCACUUGUGAACUAAUUUACUUUUAAUACUUUACUGCCUCAGUUGUUUAUAUUCCUUGCAUUUGGAUUCAUGGUUUGAUGUGGGUGUUUUUCCUUGAAGUGAUACAAGUUAAAGAUUUGCAAUUAAGAGGUAAUGUGGUUUCACUGUAAUACGAUCAUUGAAAGUACUAUAAAUAAGUAUUUUUCCAUUUAAAAAGUGCUGCGUCUGAGGUUUAAUUUGCAGACACUGGAUCUGUGGA